Cladocopium goreaui is the source of this 455-nucleotide messenger RNA. NCBI's taxonomy places the organism in Eukaryota, Dinophyceae, Suessiales, Symbiodiniaceae. The record is from the annotation of a GenBank genome assembly.
UAGUCUCCCAAAGAAAUUACAGCCCAGCCAUUCACGCCAUGGGUGUCCCCGGCGGUCGCGCCGUAUACUUGACUCCCUCGGGCAGACCAGCCUGGCAGCCCCUGGACUCUCCACUAUGGCAGGCCUUCCAAGAUGAGGAUCAUGAGGCGGCAUGGGAGGAGUUUGGCCCAGGGCCUUCCAAUCCACUCUUGGGGUCCGAUGGCUUCACACGCCUGCGAACACCAGCGUUGAGCUCCCGGCCCCGCAGCGCGGGCAGCACCAUGGCCUCCCUGGAAGCCGCCAGGGCAGCGGGUGAGGCUGCGAGAGCUGCUGCUGAUGCGGCCUUGGCUGCGGCCCAACUCAUUGUUCAGGACAUGCCUGGACAGCCGGAGCCAGCUCAGCCAAGGUCGCGGACUCCCUCGCCCAAAGAUGUGCCGUGCAGCGAGGUCAGAGAAGGCCCAGGCUCCAAGAUUUGA